This is a messenger RNA of Amphiprion ocellaris (clown anemonefish), 4957 nucleotides long. It is a transcript of the gene mntb, whose product is annotated as MAX network transcriptional repressor b. The transcript is spliced from 6 exons. Lineage: Eukaryota; Metazoa; Chordata; Actinopteri; Pomacentridae. Gene Ontology annotation, biological process: regulation of transcription by RNA polymerase II. The record is from RefSeq and is a predicted model, not a curated record. The coding region runs from base 271 to 2109 and encodes 612 amino acids. Gene Ontology annotation, molecular function: DNA-binding transcription factor activity, RNA polymerase II-specific; RNA polymerase II cis-regulatory region sequence-specific DNA binding; protein dimerization activity.
ACUCGCCUUGUUGUGUGUAUUCCCGUGCUCGCAUCGCCAUCUUGUUGCAAUCCUAUUUUUUACGUAUGCGAGGAUCUACUUUCCGUUCGGCCGGAUUAAAAAUUGUCCGUCUGCUGUCAGCAGAAACACAGGGGACGAAAGGCUCGGGCGUGCGGGUGUGAACCGUGCACACGGGCGGCGCUUUCCACCGGGACACUACCUUUACCCCUCGGUCUUUUUCCUCCUUCCGUCCCGGGCCACCGGGUCGCCUGUCGUGAGGGUUUUCGCGCAAUGAGCAUCGAUACACUUUUGGAGGCGGCCAGAUAUCUGGAAUGGCAAGCCCAGCAGCAGCAGAUCAAACGAGAGGAAGAGCAGUGUAAAGAGAAGGAGCUCAUCAACAGGGAGGUGGAGUCGAGGCGUGUGGAACUUGUGACCUCGCCGUCUCAGCCAGUCAGAGCCAACCACAUCACUUGGGGCGAUGACGCUCACCGCAAACAGCCGCAUCACCCUCCUGCCCCUCCGCCCCCAUCUCUACCACCGCCUCAAGUCCCCAUUGCUGUCAUCCCAAUGGUCCCAGUUGUCACCGCGACUCCCUCGGUCCCGCCCCUUCCGCUUCCAACGCCGAUUGCAGCGGCGGCAGCAUCGCUCAACAGCUCCCCACCAGCCCAGAACGCUUCCUCCCCGCCACAGCCACAGCAGCAGCAGCAGCAGCCGGCAUCUCGUCACCUGUUGUGCGCCUCCCAGAUAAAAGUAGAAACUAGUCAGCAGCUGGUUGGUGUAAAGCCCAGCCAGUCGCAGCCUCAGGUUCAGAUUCAGUACCCAACCUCCAUCAGCACUAAUGGCUCUGGCUCCCAACAUGCACUGGUUCCCCAUCAAGCUCCACCCAUGUCUCAGCCUCGGCCUAACGGAGUGACGAUGGAGGACAUGAGGGGGAUGGAAGGGAAGAGGAGACCAGGAGGGGCAGGGACCAGAGAGGUGCAUAACAAACUGGAGAAGAAUAGGCGAGCGCACCUCAAAGAGUGUUUUGAAACUCUGAAGAAGAAUGUUCCUAAUGUGGAUGAGAAGAAAACCUCCAACCUCAGCGUUCUCCGCAGCGCUCUACGUUACAUACAGACUCUGAAGCGUAAAGAGAAGGAGUACGAGCACGAGAUGGAGCGUUUGGCCAGAGAGAAGAUCGCUACGCAGCAGCGGCUGGCCGAGCUGAAGAACGAGCUGAGCCAGUGCAUGGACGUCAUGGAGAUCGACAGAGUCCUUCGACAGACCAUCCAGCCUGAGGACGACCAGGCGUCAACAUCCACCGCCUCAGAAGGAGAAGAUAACUAUGAGCAGGACAUGGAUGAGGACGUUCCUGCUCCUCCUGCCCCUACAGCUCUUCCCAAACCAGCGCCUCCCAUCAUACAAGCCCAGCCAAUCCUCACCCCUCACCUGUCCAUCCAGCACGCCGCCCUGCCUCUCUCUGGAGUCCUCACCUCCCCUACUCCCUCCGGUCCCCCUCUGCCUCAAGCCAUCGCCCCUGCUCCGGCUCCAGGUCCGCCCCCCCCGCCAGCGCCUCACCCCAUUCAGCCUCCAGCCAUGCAGGUCCAGCCCACCGUCAUCGCUCACGCCGCCGUCUCCCACCCGUCAGUCAUCCAGGCUGUCAAUCACGCCCUUCCAGCCAAUCACAAACACCUAACGCACAUCGCCCCCUCACCAGGCCCCACCUCUUCUACACCUCAGCCAAUCACAGCAGCUCCAGCUGCUCCCACCACCGCCACUCACCAGCCAAUCACCGCCCAGCCCAUCGGACACAUCACCGUCCACCCGGUGGCCCACCUGGGAGCUCCCCUGACAUCCCACCUCCCGACUCUCUACCCACAGGGUGUGUCUGUCUCACAGCCCACCAUGGUGGGCCACAUCACCCACACCUUCACCCACCACACCCUGCCGCACGUCCAGGCUAAUCCUCAAGUUAACACUAAUGGAGCCCAGGUGAACAGCGCGACUGUGGUGAGCCAGGGGAGCCCGUCGCUAGGGAAACCCACAGCAGUGCUGGCGCCUCACCCCCAGCUGGUUGGACAGGCCGCUGUCCUCAACCCUGUCACCAUGGUUACAGUUCCAACCUUCCCUGUCAGCACACUCAAACUGGCCUGAAACAGUAAAAACAAAUGAUUAGAUGGACCGAUGGAUGGGAGACGGGAGAGUGAAACAGAUCCAGAACCUCUGGAUGACUUUUCAUACUCCGGUCAAUAAUCAACAGCAGAGAAUCUCUGGCAGGCAUUUGACAAAAAGCAGCAACUGUUUUUGGACAUUUUGUGAUGAAUAUCUGCUGAGAUAUUUUGGUCACAGCUGUUAGUUUGUGAACAACAACAUUAAAGCAGAGUCAAUGUGUCAGGCCAUUGUUUGUGAAAAUGAGACUGUGACGUUUGUCUCGGCUGCAAAGACAGGAACUCUGUUUGACCUUUCUUCCUUCCUUCUCUCCUUCCUUUUCAAACAGAAGCACUAACAUAAUAAGCUCAGUUCACACUCAGGCAUCAAGGAUUUACCUUAACUUUUCACUCGCUCAUUGAAGGAAAACACAACAGAGAUAGGAGUCGUCGUUGGGCUGUUGCCGCAGUGAUACAGCGUACGCCCGUUUUACAUGAUAUAUUCACGAGGUCAUGUGGGACAGUUUGGUGGAGAAACGUCACUGAAGUGUUGGAGAGCAGGAGGAGGAUCCAAAUAAAUGACACAGACUGUUGAAAGGAAAAUAUUGCUUGGAGUAAUUUUCCCUUUGCUUUUGCCUGAAUCUGCGUGCAGCACUUGAUAGAUGAAGUCACUGUUUAAACACCUUGCAGAUAGUUUAGGAAAAACAGUUUAUGUAUGCAAUAAUAAAACCAGAUACACUCUGAAUCCCAGAGAGGCACAAGAGAAGGAAAGGGCAGCAUCUAUUACGGGAGAUUUCUGUUUAUUUAUCCACUCCCCCUUUGGGUUUUCUUUUUCAGAACAGUAGAGCGACUCCAGACAUGAGGGACAGGGUUUAACAGGAGGAAUUAAGGCAAUGACUGCUUGCUUUUCUCAGCGUACAUUAGUGUUUGUUGUGCAGAGAAGUCAUGCUGUGAAACCACAGAUAAAAGCAGAGCAACAAGUAGUUCAGAACCAGACAACUUAGAUACUGGCAUAAUGGCGUAAUCUUUAUUUUUUAAAAGAUUGUGCACUCCAGCUUUGAUGUGUUCCACGGUGAUAAACUCUCUGGUCUAUAGGAAUGCAGUGUUAAAGGCUCUUGAAUGCAUCUUUUUAUAGAGAGAAAAUGAUUUUCCAAACGCCAACAGGUCAUUUGAGUGCAUCAGGUUGGUGAUUAUUGAGAGUCAUUCCAACACUCAGCAGCAUUUAUGCUGGCUUUAAGAUGCUGUUUUCAUACCAACAAACACUUGUUGUGGACUGAUUCGGACAAGAGUCUGAGAGAUGGAUGCCUGAAACCUGCUCUCAAACAUUCAGUGACAGGUUUCCUUUUGUCCCGUCAUAACACACUGUUGUGAAAUCCAGGUUUUCAUCCUCCUCAGUCUAAUGCAACAGCUCCCUCUGCUGCCUCACCUCAGACCUCAUAAUGAUGUCACUCACACACAACACUCGGGCCGCAACACAAAACACCUGCAAGGCUUUAAAAAAAUCUGGAUACACACUGAGCGAUGCGUUACAGUAGCCCGAUAAAAACACAGAAUCUGAGAUGGUUUCUAUUACAUGCAUUGGCGACAAACUUCCAACUGAUUGUGAGAUUUAUUCUAGAGGGGUUUUUUUGUAAAGUUUGGAUAUGAAAAUGAUCAGGCCCAAGAGCCGUUUGCAUUUUUUUAGCAGUCGAUUUACAGUAGCGUCCAACAAACACACAUCUUCUAGUCUCGUAUUUUAAACUGUAAGAAUGGAAAUCGUGUCGUGGCGCCCACUUCUCUUUGUGUGCAUCUCGCGUGUGCAUGCUCACGUGCACACACACUCAGCCUUCUCGCCAGCCUUUACACGUCGCACCACGAAAUCUCCCCUCAGUGUAUGUAAUCAGUGUUGCGUGGAUCGGCUCCUUCUGCUGUUUCUAUAUGUUCUGUCUGUACACGUGACUGUAUUUGAUAUGUUUUAUAUUAUUCUGUACUAUAGUUAAUCCUAUCGUACCUGUAGCAUGGCUCUGUUUUUUUUUGGUUAUACAAGUUUGCCCUGUGCAUGAUGGAGUGUGUGUGUGUGUGUGUGUGUGUGUGUGUGUGUGUGUGCGCGCGUAGCUAGCAGGUUAUUUUUUUACACAGAGGUGAUUAAUGGUAUGAGCCUGUUUGGGUGCUAUCGUGUGUGCCUAUACUCAGUUUUCCUGAACACUGUGACAACUCCGGCAAAACACGUACACUUUGAGCGAAUGGAAGAGACAAAGAUUUACUGUCAUCAAUUGUUCCCCCUUAUUUUUUUAAAAAUGUUUUUAAGUUUUCCAUUUUGUGAGUUGGACUGAGACAUAGAGUGGAAAAAGUCAAAAAACAACAACAACAAAAAAAAAAAACGAAAGCCGUUGCUCUUUUCUUGAUAACAUAAUAAUGUCUAAUAUUAAAUUUGAGUUUUGUAAUAUUUGUAUGUAUGUAUGAAAGUUUUGUAAAUUUGUGAUUGUACGCACGUUUUGGCAUAUGAGUGUAUCUUAAAAAUUUUAAAAUGCUUGUUUCUUUUCGGUUUUGUUUUGCAUGUAGAUUGCCGUUUAGUUUCUUUUGUCUAAAGGUUUUUGUUUUAAUGUUUAUUUUUGGGACCAUGUACAAUACUGUAUAACGUGGGCAGAAUCUUGGACCUCAUGCUACAUUGAUAUUAUAUAUGAAUAUAAAAACAUGUUUUCCCUAUGGAGAAAGUUUUAAGUUAUAUAUCGCCUGUACACUUUGGGCUGCCUUUUAGAUCUAACUGUCCACUGUUUAAGAUAACAAUGAUGAUAAUGGAUAAAACAUAUUAAUGAUGAAGAAUUAUGCUGAUGAAAUAAUAAAGAUUCUUAAUAAAUCUUAUUACAUUUACAACA